AUGUUCGAGACUACUUAAACAACAUUGGGCGUGCAGGCUCAGUCACACUCUCACUGAGUUCCUUCAGGUGUUUUUACACAGGCAGCACACACUGAAUAGCAAACCAUGGCAAGCGGUAAAGUGUGUUUUCUGGCAACUCUGUGCUCCCUGCUUAUCCUGUCCACCUUUAUCGGCGACGCACAGUCAGCGAGGUGCUGCCUGGGGUACACCAAUCGUCGAUUGCCAUGCAAACCGCUGCUCGGCUACACCAUCCAGAACAUUAACAGGUCCUGUGACAUUCCCACUGUGAUAUUCCAUCUCCGAGGGAGGUUUGUGUGCGCCGACCCUUCGAGCAUCCAUACUCAGAGAUUGACGAAAUGUUUGGAUGCAAGGUUGGAAAGGAACAAUAGGAUCACAGCAAACCGAACCUGAGACCACAACACAUCAGCAGAUUUACUGUAUGAAGGAUAUAUCUAGUAUUUAAAAUGCUUUAUGCACCCAUGUACACUGAUAGGGAUUAUCAUGUCAUUUUUGUUAAAGUAUUAUAAAAUGUAUUAUUUUAUAAGAUUGUGGGUUUUAUAAACAGCGAAGAGAAGACAUGAAGACACUGAAGCUACAGAGUGUAAUUCCAGAUGUAUAUUUUUGUAAAGACAUUGUUAAGAGACGAAUGGGGUUUUAAAAUGUGCAUUGUAAUUUAUUUUGUCAAAGAAUUUAUAAAAACAGAGAUGAUUGAUAA
Molecule: messenger RNA, 715 nt
Organism: Eleginops maclovinus (Patagonian blennie)
Lineage: Eukaryota; Metazoa; Chordata; Actinopteri; Perciformes; Eleginopidae
Gene: ccl20b
Product: chemokine (C-C motif) ligand 20b
Exons: 4
Coding region: 106-411 (101 amino acids)
Biological process (GO): immune response
Cellular component (GO): extracellular region
Molecular function (GO): chemokine activity
Source: RefSeq, a predicted model, not a curated record